CCCGUUCCGCCGGGGUUGAGGCGUGUGGUCCUUUGAGCGAGGAGCGCGGCCAGAGGGCCGGCGGCUCCCAGGCUCCGCCCGCCCUGCUGCGCUCAGGUACUGGGCCCGUAGUGGCCCGAGAGGCGCCGGUCCGUGCGCGCGCGCGCCCGGGGCUGUGCGUGCGCGCGCCGGCGCGGGGCCGCGCGUGAACUUGGCUCAGGAGGUACCCGUCCCUGUCAGCUCGCCAAGCCCGGCCCGUGCGGCCCGAUGCUUUUCCACCAGCGUCGGUGCCGAGCGUUUCCGCCGCUGGACCGGGAGAGCGCGGCGGGCGGGGCGCUGAGGGCGCGGGGACUGGAGCGCUCGCCGUCUGGGGUUGGGACCCCCGCCGCACGCACGACCCCCAGGCCCGCCGAGCCCCGAGCCCCCGCGCCCCCCGCCCCCUGCGCGUCCCAAGAGUCCCGGGCCCCGAGACUCCUGCGCCCCCGCAGCCUCACCCACCCCGGCCUCCUGCGCCCCGAGACCCCCGCCCAUCCCGCGCACCCGGGGCCCGGUGCACUGCCCGCACCCUUUGCCUCGCCUGGGGCGCGCUGCCACUUGUUGAACCGACUUUGACCUGUCGUCGUUCCUGUGCUGAGAGCAGUUCCUGGGGCUCCUCUGCCUGGCAUCUUGCAGCGAGAGAGAAGCAGGAAGUUUGACGUGCUAAGCUGUGCGUUAAGGGAGCUCCGAAGCUGGACCUGCGCGACGCGGGGACCUGUGGAAGAGACAGACGCGACGCUCGGAGGAACCCGCGGAAAUGGACCCCUCGUCUUUCAAGGGGGAGCGCGGCCUCGAGGCUUAGCUCAGGGCCAGCAGCGGCCGGGGCCUCCCGCAGCCCCACGCGCCGGAGCGCCGGUGGCCCGCACUGCGGGCGGAGGCCGCGGGCCCCAGACCAUGCUCACCCUCAUCACCGAGAAGCUGCAGAACCAGAGCCUGGACGACCUCGCCCGCAAGAGCUUCGAUGCCGGCCUGCCCUGCUGUCUCAUUCGCCCCAAUGGACGGUGGUCUCGGGCUGGUGAUCCUGCCGGUCCCUGGGUGCCCAGGCCUGUGCCAGGCGCUGUGUGCCAGGCCCCCGCCCGCCCUGGCCGGCGUCUGUCCUGGCACAGCCCGAUGGUGAUGAACCCAGCUGUCACUUAGUCCCUUUAUGAGAAGCAGCACGGGACCGCCCUUCUUCCCCCUUGACCAGGAGUGGACAUCCCAUGCACAGCUCCCUCCUCGCCGAGUGUUCUGCUGAGAAGCUGAACAAGUGGGGCCCCCGGCUCCCUUUGGAGCCUGAAGGAGAACAGCGCCCCCGGAAGGUGGUCAGUGGAGGACGCCUCAUCGGAAGCCAGGCGGCUGCGGGCGCCGCCCUCCCCUUCCCGCGCAGCCCGCGUGGCCCAAGCGCCAGCCUGGGUGCCCUCAGCGCCUGGGACCUCAGGGAGAGCGUGGGGCCGCCCUCCGCCCCCCCCACCAAGCGACACUGCCGCUCCCUGUCCGAGCCUGAGGAGCUGGCUCGCUGCCGGUCACCCUGGCGCCCUGGCGGCUCCAAGGUCUGGACGCCUGUCCCCAAGAGGCGGUGCCACAGCGGCGGGAGUGCCACGCUGCUGGGAGGCCCGGGCGCCGGCCCGGCUGGGAGCGCCGGGUCGCCGCCCAAGCCCCGGCCGGGCUCGGCUUCAGCCCGCAGCGGCCUCCCGGACCCCGGCCCGGCCCGGCUCCUGGCAGGGCCCUGCACGCUGUGCCCGCGGCGCCGCCUGUCCCUGUCGCAGGAGCACCUGGCCGAGGGGGCCACGGGCCCGCCCUCGCCCGCGUCCACGCCCGCGUCCACCCCCGAGCUGGGCCGCCGGCCGGGCCUGCUGCGCUGCCGCUCCCAGCCGUGCGUGCGUGCGGGCGGGCCGGGCCGGCGGAAGCGCAGGCUGGAGGAGGACGCCCGCUGGCCGCGCCCGGCCCUGGACUUCCUGAAAAUGACCCGGGCUCGGCACCCAGGCUGGUCCAGUUCACAGACUCCUCGAGGCGGCAGCCGCACUGCGACCAUCUGUGGCCCUGAGGCUGGACGGGGACCCAGGGGGCCGCCUCGGGGCUCCUCACCUGAUGACGCUCAGUGGGACUCACCUGCUGAAAAGCCAGCCAGGCCUGGGCGCAAGUGUGAACACACACACACACACACACUCGUUGGGGUCUCUGCUUGUUCAGUUAAGCUGCGUAUUUCCGGGAAACAGUCUCUUUCGUUUAAGGUCCCGGCUUCGGGUGCGGAGCUGGUGGUUGUGUUUCUCAGGCCUCGACCUCACUGGGAACGGGCGGGUGCAAGAGGCUGGAAGCCCUGGAGACGAGCACAGCAGCUGAGUGUUUCCGACCCUCUGGAGAACCUGCCCCCCUUCUUGGUUCUGAUCCCCAAGGUGGGCGUUGGGCCGGGUCGGGCGUCGAGGCCCCUGGGCCGCCCGGCAGCCCCUCUGUCCCUCGCUGGCCGCCAGCUCACUGCCUCUGGAAACGGAGCCCCUAAGUGACAGUUUUGCAGUGGGUCAGCGGUGUGAACGCACCACCUCUGAUGCCCCUGCCCCCGACUCCUCCAGAGCCCUGCGGGCGCCAGCGGGCACCCAGCAGCCCCUUGCAGCCCCCCACCCCUCCACGGCCUGCUCAGGCUCGGCCCCCAGGCCCACCCACUCCAAGCGCCAAGGCCGGGCCUCCUGUACGUCUGACCAAGCGGCUGUACCCUGCGCCCCCCCCCCCCCGCCCUCCUCAGGUUCACCCUUUGCUGGACGGGCUUACAGAACCCCAUCAGCGCUGCAUUCACUAACACCUGCUUAUUCCAACGGACAACCCAGGAAGAGGGGCCCGGGGCCAGGCGAGGGGCGGGGGCGGGGGUGGCGCAGAACUCCACCCCCUCACUGGGGGCCUGCCCCUCAGCUGCUCAGCUGCCAGUGCCACCCUUGAGGGCAGUUACGGAGGUUGCGUCACCUGGGUGUGGCGGAUUAAGUCUCCGACCACGACCACCGGGGAUUAACUGGCUCCCUGGAGGUGAGGCUGGGCUGCACGUCCCUGCCCCGGAGUCCCAGCCCUUGAGCCUGACUGGGCUGCGGUGAGGAGGGGCUCCUCCGACUCCAGACGACUCUCACCUUGUUGUUCAGGGGACCCCGAGGGCCUUAGGAGCCCCGGGCCAGGGACCUGGACAGAAGCCAAAUGUAUGUUUCUUUUCUGUUCUUUGUCUUUUUUUUUUUUUUUGUCUUUUCA
This is a messenger RNA of Phacochoerus africanus (Common warthog), 3219 nucleotides long. RefSeq names its product family with sequence similarity 53 member A (gene FAM53A). The coding region runs from base 1215 to 2495 and encodes 426 amino acids. The record is from RefSeq and is a predicted model, not a curated record. The transcript has 6 exons. Gene Ontology annotation, biological process: protein import into nucleus. Lineage: Eukaryota; Metazoa; Chordata; Mammalia; Artiodactyla; Suidae. Gene Ontology annotation, cellular component: nucleus.